AUGGAAGAAGAACUCAGUGGCACAGAAGUUACAUUACAAGAGUUGGAACGUGAGAACAUAGAGAUGGAACAGUAUUUGGAACAAUGCUCAGAUCAUUUUGAUUUGCAAGGCUUUGAGGCAACAAUAAAGCAAAAUAUUGAAAGGUUUCGGUCCAUUAAUCAACUCCUACAGCCCAAAGCUCAGCCCUAUUUUCAAGUUAGAUUGGAGCUGGAAGCCAUAAACGCCAACUACUGCAGAGACAUUGAUGCUACCCUGGAAGCAUGUAGAAAAGAAACAAAGGAAUUGAUUCUGCAGUUAGAUAUGUUAAAGAAAGAGCAAAAAUCCUGUGGUGUUGCUAAUAAGAAACUAGAAGAAGAAGACCAUAAGCUAGGAUAUAAACUGAAUGCAACAGAACAAGAUUCAAAGAAUCUACAGUUGAAAAUCCAAGAACUGGAGAGCAUAAUAAAUGAAGGAAGAAAAAAUCUCCAGGAAAAGGAGAAAAUAAUAGUCACACUAGAAAUGAAACUUAAAGUGAGAGCUUCCAGGAGCGAAGUCGUCAGGCUUCAAACCGCAUUAGAGGAAAAAGAAAAUUGCUUAAGAAAUGCAUUAAGCGAGAGAGAAACACUCAAGGCCCAGGUGGAUAAAGGUGUUGGAUUAUAUAAAGAGGAAAUUGAAGAUCUGAAAACUCAGCUUGCUAAAGCUGAUAUGACAAGAAUGAAGCAAUCCAAAUUGUUUGAUCGAGAAAUGGCAAAUGCCAAAGCUCUGGCAGAUCAUCGGGAAGAGCAAUUAAGAAAGUUGAAAGAAGAACUUCGUAAAGCACAACAAGAACAGGAUGUAACAGUAAUGUCUAACAUUCCUCAGCCAUCUCUACCAAUUACUUGUGGUGGCGGUAGUGGAAUUGUACAGAAUACCCAUAUGCUAGUAUUAAAAUCUGAGCAUGCAAAGCUGGAAAAGGAAUACGCUCAACUCAAGAAAGAACACGAGCUACUGUUGACAAAUGGGCUUUCCUUGAAAGAAGAAAUUAAGAAAUGGAAGGAGCGAGCUAUGAAGAAGAAGGAGCGUGCCUUGGGAGACACAGCUGAGGAGCAUAAAACCAAAUCUCCAAGGAAAGUGUCAACUUCAUCUCUUUUGGCAUUGCCAGCCUCUCCCUGCAGGGAGCGCUCCACGCAGCCAAUUUUGCCUUUGGACACACCACAGUUGAUGCCAUCGAACAGCCAAGCAAAUUUCUUUGAUAACUCACGCUUAGGUGUUACUGCCAACACAAGAUCUGGCAGAACAGAAUCCGAAGAAAACGACUUUAAACACUGGCUUUCAUCAGACGAUAAAGGAAAUGUUUCUAAUUGUAAGACUCAGUGACAGUCAGAUUCUUUCAUAGAUGCUGGGCAAGACCGGCAGAUGCCACUUCAUUUUUCCUCUUCUGGCAAGAUAAAACGGAUGGUCUUUGAACAUACGUUCCAUCAUGCUCAUAUGUGUUUCUUACUUUUAUUUGGUGUAUCCAUUAGAAAACUCAUUUUGUACUGUA
This is a messenger RNA of Protobothrops mucrosquamatus (brown spotted pit viper), 1501 nucleotides long. Its product is annotated as centromere-associated protein E. The transcript is spliced from 8 exons. The record is from RefSeq and is a predicted model, not a curated record. Bases 1 to 1335 code for a protein of 444 amino acids. Lineage: Eukaryota; Metazoa; Chordata; Lepidosauria; Squamata; Viperidae.